This is a messenger RNA of Alternaria alternata, 1191 nucleotides long. RefSeq lists its product as hypothetical. The record is from RefSeq and is a predicted model, not a curated record. The transcript is spliced from 3 exons. Bases 1 to 1191 code for a protein of 396 amino acids. Gene Ontology annotation, molecular function: DNA-binding transcription factor activity, RNA polymerase II-specific; zinc ion binding. Lineage: Eukaryota; Fungi; Ascomycota; Dothideomycetes; Pleosporales; Pleosporaceae. Gene Ontology annotation, biological process: regulation of DNA-templated transcription.
AUGUUCCCUCACCAGGGUGGCCAAGGCCAGCUUCCCGCCCACUGGCAACCGCCCACUGCCCAGCAGCCCGCGAAUGGCUCGUAUGCGCAGCCUCCGCAUAUGAACACCACGCUCCCACCUCCACCUCCACCGCCCCAAGAGCCCCGCCCCGACAUGGCCCAACAUCCUCAGUACCAGCACCAGCAGCCAUAUCGUCUGCCAGGCCCCAAUGAGUGGACACGCGCUCCUCCUCCGCCAGACUAUCGCCAGCAGCCACCACCGCCUCCCCAAUAUGUCCAGCAACACCACCAGCCGCCCGCCCCGCGACAGCGCACUGCCAUUGCCUGUCGCUACUGCCGACGCCGCAAGAUUCGCUGCUCCGGCUUCGAGGCGACUGAAGACGGCCGCUGCUCCAACUGCAUGAGGUUCAACCAAGACUGCAUCUUCACCCCAGUCUCGGCCCAGACUCAGGCCUUUGUUCCUGCACACACAGUCUGGCGCGGUGUCGGACAGCCACCGCCCAUGUACGGUGCCUAUGGGCAGCCACUACCUCCUGCCAGCCACGGCGAGCCAUAUGGCCAGCCGUCGCGCCAGCCGCAGUAUCUGCCCAGCCCCACUGCAGGUCCGUACCCAGCUCAUUCUGACUAUGGCCCGCCCAGUGCUUCUCCAGAUGAUGCGAGCCGUGAUGCGCUGGCAGGCAGGAAGAGACUCCAUCCUGAGCCUCAUACCCCUACUCUGCCGCCGCCACAUCCUGGCUCAGCGUCACAGGCUCCUCAUCGAGGCACUGGAGAAGGCUAUGCCUAUCCAGAGCCACCGUCUCUAACUUCGGCUGCUUCAACAGCAAACACUCCCACCCCUUACUCUUCCGCGCCUCCUCCCGCCCAACCUUACUACGCCGCACAGCCGCCGCGUCAAGCUUCUCCACAGAGCGCCUACCGCUACGAGCCGAGUCGCACCUCUUCAUCGCCACACUCUCAAGCACCAACCACCCCCGGUGCCCCUCCUACGCCUUAUUACGCAGCUCCACCGCAGCCCAACGGCGUCCUGCAGCCACCGCCUGCGCGCAGUGAUGGCAGAACCCCACCACCGCCUACAUCGACACCCUCGGCUAGACCCAGCAUGCGCAUCAAUGACCUCGUAAGCGACAAUGGCCCCGCUCGCAGCUCGACCGAUUCGUCCAUGCUCAACAUGCUCAACCGCCGGCCCAUGUAA